This is a messenger RNA of Pediculus humanus corporis (human body louse), 1512 nucleotides long. Its product is annotated as Arginyl-tRNA--protein transferase, putative. Bases 1 to 1512 code for a protein of 503 amino acids. Gene Ontology annotation, molecular function: arginyl-tRNA--protein transferase activity. Gene Ontology annotation, cellular component: cytoplasm. The transcript is spliced from 10 exons. NCBI's taxonomy places the organism in Eukaryota, Metazoa, Arthropoda, Insecta, Psocodea, Pediculidae. The record is from RefSeq and is a predicted model, not a curated record. Gene Ontology annotation, biological process: protein arginylation.
AUGGAAGAUUACUGUCCAAGCAUAGUAGAAUAUUAUUCAGAGCAAAGAAAAAAUAAUUGUGGUUAUUGUUCAUCAAAAGAUGGUUCUCAUACUUACGGAUUGUAUGCACAUCGACUAACAGUUGAAGAUUACCAAAAUAUGAUAGACAGAGGGUGGAGAAGAUGCGGGACAUAUUGUUAUAAAUCUAUAAUGAAAAAUACAUGUUGCCCUCUGUAUACAAUUAGGUGUGAAGCUAACGAUUUUAAACCAUCUAAAACUCAAAAAAAACUACUUAGAAAAUUUAAUAAUUUUUUAAUUACUGGAGAUAUAAAAAAGGAAAAAAAUUAUAGAAACACAGAAAUUACUCAACAUAAGGAAAUGCAUUAUUUAAACAAUGAUGAUAAAGCGGUAAAUAAAAAAUUUACACCUAUGAAUAUUUCUACCAUUUCUACUGUUGAUGAAAUUCGUUCCGAUGAAAAAAUUUCUUCCGUUAAAACAAAUUCUGAAAAAGUGUCAGCCGAAUGCUCAUUAUCUCAAAAUACUAUUUCUGAAGCAAAAUAUUUAAGAAUUGAAAGAAAAAGGCAAAAAUUACAAAAUCAAGGGUUUACAGAUGAAGAAAUUGCAAAAAAGCUUGUAGAAAAGAAAAGGUAUCCAGUCACUAAAACUCUUGAAGAUUAUUUAGAUAAUGCUUUACCCGAAAAUCAAGCUCAUAAUUUUAAGAUUUCUUUAGUUAGAUCAUUUCCUCCGAGUGAAGAAUUUCACAACACAUUUGGUAUAGUUUUUGAUUUAUAUAAGCGAUAUCAAAUAAGUGUUCACAAAGAUCUCCCUAUCUCGGUUAAAUCUCCUAAAUUUAAAGAUACAUUUAAAGAAAGUAGUUGUUUAUUUGCUAAAUAUCAAAAAGCGAUACAUAAUAGUCCGGAUCAUGAUUGCGAUGAUGUAGCAUAUACUGAUUUUUUAAUUGAUACUCCUUUAGAGGCAAAGAGUGUUUACGGGUCGUACCAUCAACAUUAUUGGCUUGAUAAUAAAUUGAUAGCUGUCGGAGUUAUUGAUAUUCUUCCCAAAUGUGUUUCUUCCGUUUAUUUUUUUUACGAUCCCGAUUAUUCUCAUUUAUCUCUUGGAACAUACGGGGCAGAAUUGGAAUUCACGAGAAAACUUUCUAGUCGUUUUCCUGAUUUAAAUUAUUAUUACAUGGGAUUUUAUAUACAUUCAUGUAUUAAAAUAAAAUAUAAAGCAGCUUUUAAACCGUCUUUUUUACUUUGCCCUGAAGUUUUUACUUGGCAUCCUUAUCAAGAUUGCGAGGAAAAGUUAAAUGUUAAUAAAUAUUGCCGGCUGAACGAAACUUCAGGAAUUGAUGUCAAUUCUAAUAAUAUAACUUGUUCUGAUAUUUUAAUACUACAUAAUAGAACGGCAAUGCCACUUGGACAUUAUAAAAAAAUUAAAAAAGUAACAAAUAAAGAAUUGGAUGAAAUAAUGGAAUAUGCUAAAUUAGUCGGUAAAUUAUGUUCUAAAAAUAUUCUUCUUCUCAGAGUUUAA